AACAUACCCUUGAGAUACCGCCAAUUAUGCCACUCCUUCCAAAAUUCCCGCCCGGUGCUAGCCCGCCAUGGCCUAAAUAUCUGUGGUGUUGCCUGAGGCUCCUCUUGACUGAGCCCGCCUACAUAUGGUUGCUCGCCUCUCCAGUUAUCUUCGUUGAUGCGAUCGUUACCCAACUGAUUAUACGCUACAUUCCAUACACAGAAAUCGAUUGGAGGACUUACAUGAGCCAAGUGGAGCUGUAUAUCAAAGGAGUACGCGAUUACAGCCUUAUAGAAGGACCCACGGGGCCGCUUGUAUACCCAGCAGGCCACGUCUAUGUCCAUGAAUUCCUAUAUUUGCUCACCGGCAAAGGGUCGAACGUUGGGCUCAGUCAACAGAUCUAUGCCCUUCUAUACAUUCUCAGCCUCAUCAUCAUGUGCUCCAUCUAUAGGCAGACUAGAGGUGUGCCCAACUGGCUCGUGCUGCUGCUUCCUCUAAGCAAAAGGCUUCACUCUAUCUUCGUUCUACGCCUAUUCAACGAUUGCUGGUCUGUGGUGGCCGUCGAGGCUGCUGUCUUAGCUUAUCAGAGAGGUCGUGAUGACCUCGGGACCAUCCUAUUCAGUGCUGCCCUGUCAGUGAAGAUGUCGGCUCUCCUCUUCCUCCCGGGUGUUCUCGUUAUUUUGUUCAAGCGCCACGGACUGUUACAGACGCUGAGACAUGUCGCGCUUCUCAUGAUAACCCAGGUUCUCAUAGCUUCCCCUUUCCUCGUGGAGAAUUCAUGGGCAUAUACGACUCGAGCUUUCGAGUUUUCGCGAGUAUUUCUGUACAGAUGGACAGUUAACUGGCGUUUUGUCGACGAAACUACAUUCUUGAGUCCAGGAUGGGCGCGAGGGCUUUUACUAGGUCACAUCACGGUUUUGUGUGGUUUUGGUCUUGUCAAGUGGUGUCGAAGAGAUGGUGGCGUAUGGGCGAUUUUGAGCAGGGGCCUCCGUCGACCGACUCUCCCUGCCCACUUAGCGCCUGUCACAGCUGACCAUGUAGCCACAAUCCUCUUCACCUCGAACUUAAUCGGCAUUCUUUUUGCUCGCUCUUUGCAUUACCAGUUCUACGCAUGGUACGCGCAACAAUUGCCCUUUCUGGCGUGGAGAACCAGAUACCCGAUUGCACUCAAGAUUGGCUUACUGAUGUCCAUUGAAUAUUGCUGGAAUGUCUACCCAUCAACACCGCUAUCGUCCGGUCUCCUAGCUUUGGGAAAUGCUGCGUUGGUGGUUGGUAUAUGGUUCGGCUACUCGGAAGGCAAGGACGGACGCUAGCACAAUAGAUUACCUACCGUCCUGUAUCAAUAACGUAGGUUGUGCAUCACCAGUGUUGUCUACGGCG
This is a messenger RNA of Gloeophyllum trabeum ATCC 11539, 1359 nucleotides long. RefSeq names its product glycosyltransferase family 58 protein. Lineage: Eukaryota; Fungi; Basidiomycota; Agaricomycetes; Gloeophyllales; Gloeophyllaceae. Gene Ontology annotation, cellular component: endoplasmic reticulum. Gene Ontology annotation, molecular function: dol-P-Man:Man(5)GlcNAc(2)-PP-Dol alpha-1,3-mannosyltransferase activity. The coding region runs from base 27 to 1292 and encodes 421 amino acids. The transcript is spliced from 6 exons. The record is from RefSeq and is a predicted model, not a curated record.